CUCUGAGUCUCCUCCACUUUUGUAUCGCACACCUUGUGCUGUCACCCCUCGCCGGGAGUGUUUUGUCUUUGAAGGAGCACGGUAGUUUGACUUAAAACUAAAAUGGCACCCAAGAAGGACCCGAGGGCUCCUAUCAAGAAGGCCGAACCGGCAGCGGCACCCGCGGCACCCGCGCCCGCACCCGCACCUGCAGCUGCAGCUGCUCCCAAAGCCCGUCCUGUGGACCUGUCCGCCGUCAAGGUUGAAUUCACUGCAGACCAAAUGGAAGACUACCGGGAGGCCUUUGGUCUGUUCGACAGGGUGGGUGACAACAAGGUGGCGUACAACCAGAUCGCAGACAUCAUGCGUGCUCUGGGACAGAACCCCACCAACAAGGAUGUGAGCAAACUGCUGGGAAGCCCCUCUGCCGAGGAAAUGGCCAACAAGAGAGUUACGUUUGAGGGUUUCCUGCCCAUGCUUCAAACCAUCAUCAACAGCCCGAACAAGGCCGGCUUUGAGGACUACGUUGAGGGUCUGCGCGUGUUCGACAAGGAGGGUAACGGCACAGUGAUGGGCGCCGAGCUGCGUAUCGUCCUGUCAACACUGGGAGAAAAGUUGAAUGAGGCGGAGAUCGACGCUCUCAUGGCGGGUCAGGAAGAUGAGAACGGCUGCAUCAACUACGAGGCCUUUGUCAAGCACAUCAUGUCAGUGUAAGGGCGCCCCCAGGCCCCUCCCCCCACCGCGGUGGUGGUGAGCAUCGAGUAUGUGCAGACCCCAUGGUGUCGUGACAUUCACUCGCUGUUUCCUGCGCCACCUGAGGAAGCAGGGCAAACAAAAGGACUAUGAGAUGCCAUUUCUAAAUCCUUCUAUUGUUUUUUUUCCACACGUAUUUGUUUCUUUUUUUGUUGUUUUUUCCUCAUCUCCAACUGGUGCUCCUUAGGCUUCUUCGGUUCCGGACGUGUUCCUAAAUUUCCAUCUCCCCAAAAUACCUUCGCCUGAUUGGGGGUACGCCAGUUUUCUCAGUGCAGGAGGGGGUGAUGGGAGAAAGAAGACCCUCCCUCUUGUCACUCAUUGGCCGGCAGUCUGAGCGACUGCUUUGGGCACAGGACUGGCUAUCGAGGUCGAUCCCCUCCUCAUCUAACCCGACCCUGAGUCUUAACUUAUUGUACUCUCAUCUGCCAUUUCGCAAAUAAACUUUUCACAAGUUCCCAUUUUA
Messenger RNA from Hippocampus zosterae (dwarf seahorse), 1195 nucleotides. It is a transcript of the gene myl1, whose product is annotated as myosin, light chain 1, alkali; skeletal, fast. Gene Ontology annotation, cellular component: contractile muscle fiber; myosin II complex. The record is from RefSeq and is a predicted model, not a curated record. The coding region runs from base 103 to 693 and encodes 196 amino acids. Gene Ontology annotation, molecular function: calcium ion binding. The transcript has 6 exons. Lineage: Eukaryota; Metazoa; Chordata; Actinopteri; Syngnathiformes; Syngnathidae.